UUUCUCCUAAUUAAAAUAAGAGUUAAUAAUCUAUCCAAGUGAAGAGUAAUAUAAACUUUGGGAGACUUUAGAUCAUAUGAUUAAGCUGUAAGAGAUCGAAUCGAGACUAGAACUAAAGAAUUUUAUUUUUUGGUUAAGAAUUAAACAAAAGAAAUUGGAGGUUGACAAAUGCAAGAAAAAUAAUAUAUUUUGAGUGGUUAGAAUAGUUGAUCGAAGAAAGCGAAAUAAAUGGGCGGCGGUACUCUCGUUGACGGUGUCCGUCGCUGGUUUCAACGCCGCAGCAACACUUCUGCAUCAUCGUCAUCUUCUACUUCUCCAUCUAAUAACAAUAACAAUAAUAAUAAUAAUAAUUUAAUUAAUAAUAGUGGCGAGGCUGAUAUAUCGGACAGUGAAAGGCAAAGCAAAGAAGUAGAGGAGAAUAAGGUAACAACGGUUAUUCCAGACAUUGAUUUAUCUGCCUUAAACUCUAUCAGAGUUCCUAAGAGACAUACCAUUUUUCCUAUUGGCUCUAUGGAUCCUCACAAGAAGGGCACAGCUGAAGCAGACUUUUUCACCGAGUACGGAGAGGGAAGUCGAUACCAAGUACAGGAAGUUGUUGGGAAAGGAAGUUAUGGUGUUGUUGGCUCUGCAAUUGAUACUCACACGGGAGAAAGAGUUGCAAUCAAGAAGAUUAAUGAUGUUUUUGAACAUGUUUCUGAUGCCACUCGUAUUUUGAGAGAAAUUAAGCUCCUUCGGUUGCUACGUCAUCCUGAUAUUGUAGAAAUAAAGCAUAUCAUGCUUCCUCCCUCACGUAGAGAAUUCAGAGAUAUAUAUGUUGUUUUUGAGUUGAUGGAAUCUGAUCUUCACCAAGUAAUUAAAGCAAAUGAUGAUCUUACUCCUGAGCAUUAUCAGUUUUUUUUGUACCAGCUUCUUCGUGGUCUAAAAUAUAUACAUACAGCCAAUGUUUUUCAUCGAGAUUUAAAGCCAAAAAAUAUUCUUGCCAAUGCUGAUUGCAAACUGAAGAUUUGUGAUUUUGGUCUUGCUCGAGUAUCAUUCAAUGAUGCCCCGUCAGCUAUUUUUUGGACUGACUAUGUGGCAACUAGGUGGUACCGCGCUCCUGAACUCUGUGGUUCUUUUUUCUCCAAAUAUACUCCUGCUAUUGAUAUAUGGAGCAUAGGAUGUAUAUUUGCUGAAAUGCUUACAGGAAAACCAUUGUUUCCCGGGAAGAAUGUGGUGCAUCAAUUGGAUAUCAUGACUGAUUUGCUUGGAACUCCUCCUCCUGAAUCCACUGCAAGGAUUCGGAAUGAAAAGGCAAGGAGGUACCUUAGUAGCAUGCGUAAAAAACAACCAGUUCCGUUCUCACAAAAGUUCCCUAAAACAGAUCCAUUGGCUCUUAGACUACUUGAGCGCUUGCUUGCAUUUGAUCCUAAAGAUCGUCCAACAGCUGAAGAAGCCCUAGCUGAUUCUUACUUUCAGGGUUUGGCGAAUGUUGACCGUGAGCCAUCCACUAACCCUAUUUCUAAACUGGAGUUUGAGUUUGAGAGAAGAAAAUUGGCAAAAGAUGACGUGCGGGAAUUGAUCUACAGAGAGAUAUUGGAGUACCAUCCUCAGAUGCUACAGGAGUACCUCCGUGGUGGGGAACAGACAAGCUUUAUGUACCCAAGUGGCGUCGAUCGAUUUAAGAGACAAUUUGCACAUCUUGAAGAGCUUAAUGGAAAAGGUGAAAGAAGCACUCCUCUUCAAAGGCAGCACGCUUCCUUGCCUAGGGAACGUGUUCCUGCUCCCAAGGUGACUGCUGAGGAGAAUAAUGAUUUUGAGCAGCGAACUGGAUCUGUUGCAAUAACUCUUCAAAGUCCUCAACAAACUAAUGGUUCUGAUACAGUGGCAGAGAAUGGCCCUUCUAAACCUAACCCCAAUAGAAGCCUGUUGAAGAGUGCAAGCAUUAGCGCAUCCAAAUGUAUCGGUGUGCAACCAAAAACAAAUUUAGAGGAAGAGACGAUUACUGAGUAUGAUGAUGAGUCUGUGGAUGAAUUGUCGGAGAAAGUUGCAAAUGUCCAUACUGGAUAGCUGAUAUUCGCGAGAUUCAAAUGGCAUAUUCUGUUAAUUUAUUCUUAUUAUUCAUUCUACCAUCUCAGGUAGAAGCUAAAUCAAGAAGAAGAAGAGAUUCUCUCUUGUUAAUGCAACUCCAACUCUAUUCUUUUGAUACCUUUGGAGUCAUUAUGUUGCUUAAUCAUCCCUAGUUUUUGAUCUUAUUGUUUUUUCUAUCAUGUUAUUGUAAAUUAGUGAAUGUGGAGGAAUAUCAUAUAAUUAUUGUAGUAAGCUUUAAUAGGAGAUCAAGACUUGUCUUA
This is a messenger RNA of Mercurialis annua (annual mercury), 2327 nucleotides long. RefSeq names its product mitogen-activated protein kinase 9-like. Lineage: Eukaryota; Viridiplantae; Streptophyta; Magnoliopsida; Malpighiales; Euphorbiaceae. The transcript has 11 exons. Gene Ontology annotation, biological process: protein phosphorylation; intracellular signal transduction. Gene Ontology annotation, molecular function: MAP kinase activity; ATP binding. The record is from RefSeq and is a predicted model, not a curated record. The coding region runs from base 229 to 2046 and encodes 605 amino acids. Gene Ontology annotation, cellular component: nucleus; cytoplasm.